Messenger RNA from Engraulis encrasicolus (European anchovy), 3482 nucleotides. Its product is annotated as metabotropic glutamate receptor 4-like. The record is from RefSeq and is a predicted model, not a curated record. Gene Ontology annotation, biological process: G protein-coupled glutamate receptor signaling pathway; regulation of synaptic transmission, glutamatergic. Lineage: Eukaryota; Metazoa; Chordata; Actinopteri; Clupeiformes; Engraulidae. The coding region runs from base 98 to 3022 and encodes 974 amino acids. Gene Ontology annotation, cellular component: plasma membrane. Gene Ontology annotation, molecular function: adenylate cyclase inhibiting G protein-coupled glutamate receptor activity. The transcript has 11 exons.
ACAUACAGCAUCAUCCCCCUCUCUUCUGUCAGGCUUUGGUUUUGACUCCAAGGCAAACAGGAACGACUAGCCCUCGACUAGCCCUGACCAUCUCACCAUGUCUGUGCCUCAGAACCUCCUCAUAGACCUGAUUACCUGCACCCGACAAGUCUGUGGAAGCAGGAGUAAAAGCAGCAUGACCUCCUCCACAACCUCCUCUCUCUCCAAGUCCUCCACCUUCACUGCCUCCCGGACCUCUGCUUCCUCAUCCUCAUUGCCCAUGACCUCCUCCAACAUCUCUACUUACUCCUCUACCUGCUUUCCCUUCUCCUCCUCCUCCAUCUCCGAUUACACCAGCACCUCCCCCUUUUCCUGUCGGUGGUUGAUCCCACUCCUCCUUGUUGUCCUCCUCUCGUCUGUGCCAGUAGCUCUGGCAGGUCCAAAGCCCCGUCCUCCGGGCCACCCCGGCCCUGGGCCAAACCUGAACUCCAUCCGCAUCGAUGGGGACAUCUCACUGGGUGGCCUGUUCCCCGUGCAUGCACGUGGCCACGAUGGCAAGGCCUGUGGGGAGUUGAAGAAGGAGAAAGGCAUCCACCGGCUGGAGGCCAUGCUGUUCGCCCUGGACCGCAUCAACAAUGACAACGACCUGCUGCCCAACAUCACGCUGGGGGCACGUAUCAUGGACACCUGCACCCGCGACACCCAUGCCCUCGAACAGUCCCUUACCUUCGUCCAGGCGCUCAUCGAGAAGGAUAGCACCGAUGUAAAGUGUCAGAGUGGCGGCCCGCCAAUCAUCACCAAGCCAGAGAGGGUGGUGGGGGUCAUCGGGGCCUCGUCCAGCUCCGUGUCCAUCAUGGUGGCCAACAUCCUGCGCCUCUUCAAGAUCCCCCAGGUGAGCUAUGCGUCUACAGCUCCUGAGCUGAGUGAUAACACUCGCUAUGACUACUUCUCUCGUGUGGUGCCGCCGGACACCUACCAGGCGCAGGCCAUGGUGGACAUUGUCAAGUUCAUGCGCUGGAACUACGUGUCUACGGUGGCGUCAGAGGGCAACUACGGGGAGAGCGGAGUCGACGCCUUCAUACAGAAGUCCAGAGAAGAUGGGGGUGUUUGCAUCGCCCAGUCUGUGAAAAUUCCUCGAGAGCCCAAACCAGGAGAGUUUGAUAAGAUCAUAAAUAGACUCAGGGAUAACCCCAACGCACGGGUGGUGAUCUUAUUCGCAAACGAGGAUGAUAUCAGACGUCUCCUCCAGGCGGCUAAGAAUUCCAGCGGGCCGGGCCACUUCAUCUGGAUCGGCUCUGACAGCUGGGGUUCCAAGAUCGCCCCGGUACUGCACCAGGAGGAGAUGGGGGAGGCGGCCAUCACCAUACUGCCCAAACGCCAGCCUAUAAAAGGUUUUGAUCGCUAUUUUAUCAGCCGGACGCUGGACAACAACAGGAGAAAUGUCUGGUUCGCCGAGUUCUGGGAGAACAAUUUCCAGUGCAAGCUCAGCCGCCAUGCCCUGAAGAAAGGAUCAGGCAUCAAGAAAUGCACCAAUCAUGAGCGGAUCGGGAAAGACUCCAAUUACGAGCAGGAGGGCAAGGUGCAGUUUGUAAUAGAUGCUGUUUAUGCCAUGGCCCACGCCCUGCACAACAUGCACAAGGAGCUUUGUCCAGGCAGGGUAGGCCUCUGCCAGGCCAUGGAGACUAUCAAUGGCACCAUGCUGCUCAAAUACAUCCGCAAGGUCAACUUCACAGGUAUUGCUGGCAAUCCUGUGGUCUUCAAUGUGAAUGGAGAUGCCCCUGGCCGCUAUGAGAUCUUCCAGUACCAGAUCCGCAAUCAAACUAUGGAAUACAAAAUAGUGGGCAACUGGACAGACCAGCUGCAUUUAAAUGUGAAGAACAUCCGGUGGCCCGGCGGUUCCCGCGAGGUGCCCACGUCCAUCUGCAGCCAGUCGUGCCGACCAGGCGAGCGCAAGAAGUCGGUGAAGGGCAUGCCCUGCUGCUGGCACUGUGAGCGCUGCGACGGCUACCAGUACCUGGCCGACACGCACAGCUGCAAGAUGUGCCGCUUUGACCUGCGGCCCAACGCCAACCACACAGGCUGCCAGCCCAUCCCCGUCAUCAAGCUGGAGUGGAGCUCGCCCUGGGCCCUUAUCCCCGUCUUUAUUGCCAUCCUGGGCAUAGGUGCCACCUGCUUCGUGGUGGUGACGUUCGUGCGCUACAACGAAACGCCCAUUGUGAAGGCGUCAGGUCGUGAGAUGAGCUACGUGCUGCUGACGGGCAUCUUCCUGUGCUACGCCACCACCUUCCUGAUGAUCUCGGCGCCCGACGCCGGCGUGUGCUUGCUGCGCCGCAUCUUCCUGGGGCUGGGCAUGAGCGUGAGCUACGCCGCCAUGCUCACUAAGACCAACCGCAUCUACCGCAUCUUUGAGCAGGGCAAGAAGUCGGUGAGCGCCCCGCUCUUCAUCAGCCCCGCCUCACAGCUGAUCAUCACCUUCAGCCUGAUCGGAGUGCAGCUACUGGGUGUGUGCAUCUGGUUUGGCAUGGACCCCUCCCCCCUGGCCAUCAUUGACUAUGAGGACCAGCGCACGUCCAACCCCGAGCUGGCGCGUGGCGUGUUGAAGUGUGACAUCUCUGACCUGUCGCUGAUCUGCCAGCUGGGCUACAGCAUGCUGCUGAUGGUCACGUGUACGGUGUACGCCAUCAAGACGCGCGGCGUGCCUGAGACCUUCAACGAGGCCAAGCCCAUCGGCUUCACCAUGUACACCACCUGUAUCAUCUGGCUGGCAUUCAUCCCCAUCUUCUUCGGCACCUCACAGUCCCAAGAAAAGAUGUACAUCCAGAUGACCACGUUGACCAUCUCGCUGAGCCUGAGUGCCUCUGUGUCUCUGGGGCUGCUCUACCUGCCCAAGGUGUACGUUGUGCUGCUGCACCCAGAACAGAAUGUGACCAAGAGCAAACGCAGCCUCAAGGCAGUCGUCUCUGCUGCCACCAUGACCAACAAGUUCAACCCCAAUGGAGACGCCAAGUCAGAGUUGUGUAAGAGUCUAGAGACACAAGGUUGACUCCAGUGCAGGCAAGGCUGUUUUAGGCAACUGUCCCUCUAUGAGGGGGUCUAUGAGGCAAGUGCUGCCUGCCCUUCCUGCCACUCCUCUCCAAGCCAACACACACUAGUUGUGCAUCACAAACUGAAGCACCAUGUCACCAUGCCAGGAGCUGCCCUCUUUCCUCUGUCUAUGCAGAGGGUGACUGCUCCUCCCUCAAGACAGAUCAUCUCCGGAAAAAACAUUUACUUAGAGAACAUGGUCAAGCCUAAUCAAAGCAGGUGACCCGCAACUUUGAAUUGGGAAUUGUGCAGUUUCUCAGACCAGUGAUCCUCUACCCUCAAAUCUCUCCUCCAAGUCUGGCCAAUCUCAUGGGAUUCAAAUCUCUCCAUGAAUCGGAUCUAAUUCAAUUAAGAUUUUCCAACGGCUCAGUACUUGGCACAUAAGGUUUUGCACAUCUAACAAUGUGUGUACAAAAGGA